CCACUCAGCUCUCCUCUGUAUGACAGGAUGGGCGGCUGAUGGGACAUGCGUCACCCGCUGAUAUGGCGAUUGCGUGCUUGUUCCACGCUCGCAACCUCCUUUAGACGAUAUUCCAUCAUGGCUGAAAAUUUGGUGCCUCUGCCCCCGGUUGAGAAGUUGAGUGAUAGGGUUAUUCGGGUGUUGGGAGGGAAUCCGGGAAAGUUCACGCUUCAAGGCACAAAUACAUACAUAGUGGGCACCGGAUCCAAACGCAUCCUCAUCGACUCAGGCCAAGGUGAACCCGCCUGGAUCUCCUCUAUCAAAAAAGUACUUUCUUCCGAAAACAUCACCCUCACCCACGCUCUCAUAACACACUGGCAUCACGAUCACACCGAAGGCGUACCCUCGCUCCUAGAGCACUCCCCCGCCACAAAAGUCCAUAAACGCGACCCUCAAUCCCACUCGUCAGCCUCAACAACCUGGCACGACAUCCGCGAUGGCGAGACUUUUACCACUGAAGGCGCGACACUCCGUGCAUUCCAUUGCCCAGGCCACACCACCGAUCACACAGCCUUCGUACUCGAAGAAGAAUCGGCCAUGUUCACUGCCGACAACGUCCUCGGACAAGGCACUGCCGUCUUCGAGGACCUCGCAGUCUACAUGAACUCUCUAGACCGCAUGCGCACCCAGUUCGAGAACCGCGCGUACCCCGGUCACGGCCCCGUCAUCGAGGAUGGCCCAGCUAAGAUCCGCGAGUACAUUUCUCACCGCAAGCAGCGCGAGAAGCAGGUCUUGGACGUGCUGGCUAGUGACGAGGAAAGGAAGGCGUGGACUUCGAUGCAGAUCGUCAAGGUCAUUUAUAAAGACUACCCGGAGAGCUUGUGGGUUCCAGCCGAGAGGGGUAUUAUACUGAUAUUGGAGAAGUUAGUGGGCGAUGGGAAGGUCAGUAAGGUUGGAGGUGGGAAAGGGGAGGAUGGCGAGAUUAAGUGGGAACUGAAUGACAAAGCUACGUCUUCGCUCUAG
Periconia digitata is the source of this 1002-nucleotide messenger RNA. Lineage: Eukaryota; Fungi; Ascomycota; Dothideomycetes; Pleosporales; Periconiaceae. The record is from the annotation of a GenBank genome assembly.